AUGCAAAAGGAUCAAUACCAUCACUACAUUCCAAGAUAUAUUCUUCGAAAUUUUUCUAUUAAUAAUUAUGAGAGGAUAUUUACGAAUAAUAAAAAACAAUCUGUGAGCAAUGAAAAACAAUUCAGAAAGCAAUUUAAAAAGAAGAAUAAAGAAGAGGCUCUUCUUCAAGUUUUUGAUAGAGCAAAAAAUCAAUUAAUAGAAAUUAAGCUGUCUGAUUUAGAAAGGCGAGCAUCAAAUGUUAUCCGCGAUAUUGUAAAUGCAUCUCAAAAAGAUUGUCAAGUUGUUUUGUCUAGUAAUGACCUUGAUGAUCUACGAAAGUUUCUCUUUAUCAUGGAUUAUCGAAAACCUCAUCGAUUGUCUCAAUUUAUCAAUGAAGAUUUUGAUAACAAUACUAAGCCAUUAAUGGAAAAAUUUUUUAAAAGAUUCAAAAUUAAAAUGCCCUAG
Scutellospora calospora is the source of this 444-nucleotide messenger RNA. NCBI's taxonomy places the organism in Eukaryota, Fungi, Glomeromycota, Glomeromycetes, Diversisporales, Gigasporaceae. The record is from the annotation of a GenBank genome assembly.